AUGGGAGAGCGAGAGAGGGUAAUGGAAGUUGAACAACAUCAUCAACAACAACAACAACCGGAAGAACAAGAACAAGAAACAAGCGAAACAUCAUCGUCAACAACAACAUUAACAACAACAACAACAUGGAAACAAAACCUUACAAUGCAGUUAUUAUCAGACAAACUAACUAACGGAAACCUUAACUCUAAGAUUGAAGCUGCAAGAGAAAUCAGAAGAAUGGUUCGUAAAUCAUCCAAAACCCGCUCCAAAUUCGUUGCUCUUGGUGUUAUUCAGCCGCUUAUUUUUAUGCUUUCUUCUUCCCAUCUUGAUGCUCGUCAAUCUUCUCUGCUGGCUCUUCUCAACCUUGCUGUUCGUAAUGAAAGAAACAAGGUCCAAAUAGUGACAGCUGGUGCAGUGCCUCCUCUGGUGGAGCUUCUCAAGAUGCAAAAUAACGGUAUACGAGAAUUGGCUACAGCCGCAAUCUUGACACUCUCAUCUGCUGCAUCCAACAAAUCGAUUAUUGCUGAUUCUGGAGCUGCUCCUCUUCUUGUCCAGAUUCUCAAAUCCGGAAGUGUCCAAAGCAAAGUUGAUUCUGUUACAACCCUCCAUAAUCUCUCCAUCAGUAUCGAAAAUUCCAUCGAACUUCUUGACGCUAGUGCCGUUUCACCUCUUAUCAACCUCCUUAAAGACUGUAAAAAGUAUUCAAAGUUUGCCGAAAAAGCUACAUCACUACUUGAAAUCCUCUCCAAUUCUGAAGAGGGACGAAUCGCAAUCUCACUUGCAGACGGUGGAAUUUUAACCAUUGUAGAGACAGUUGAAGACGGAUCUCUUGUCAGCACAGAGCACGCCGUUGGAGCACUGCUAUCGUUAUGUCUAAGCUGCCGGGAUAAAUACCGGGAAUUAAUUCUUAAAGAAGGAGCAAUUCCAGGCCUGUUACGCCUCACAGUAGAGGGCACAGUCAAAGCUCAAGAUAAAGCCCGCACACUUUUAGAUUUGCUCCGAGAUUCUCCUAAAGAGAAAAGACUAGACUCAUCGGUUUUGGAGAAAAUUGUUUACGACAUUGCUGAACGGCUAGAUAGUGUAGAUAAAGCCGGCGAAACUUCCAAAUGA
Molecule: messenger RNA, 1092 nt
Organism: Lathyrus sativus (Indian pea)
Lineage: Eukaryota; Viridiplantae; Streptophyta; Magnoliopsida; Fabales; Fabaceae
Source: the annotation of a GenBank genome assembly